Molecule: messenger RNA, 870 nt
Organism: Branchiostoma floridae (Florida lancelet)
Lineage: Eukaryota; Metazoa; Chordata; Leptocardii; Amphioxiformes; Branchiostomatidae
Product: histidine N-alpha-methyltransferase-like
Exons: 5
Coding region: 1-735 (244 amino acids)
Source: RefSeq, a predicted model, not a curated record
AUGUCUUCCAUAGAUCAAGACAGUGUGGUCUUGAUUUUAGCCACAGAGAUCAUGACAGCUGUCUACUACAUCGAGCAAGUCUCGCGAGAGCUGGAGCGAGAGUACAGCGCCCUGACGGUGGAGCCCUUUGGUGGACUGUUCAUGGACGGAUUACGUCACGUUGCUGGGCGACCGGAGCCCAAGCUGGUCCUGUUCCUAGGCAACAGUCUCGGGAACGUCCCCAUCGAUGAGCAGGUUGCCAUGGUGAAGGAGGUCAGAGGUCAUCUCAGCGCUGGCGACAGGCUCGUGUUGGGACUGGACAUGAACGUCGACCGGAAGACCCUGCUGAAAGGCUACCGUGCCGAGAACUCACAAGGGCUGUCUCCGUUCUUAAACAACUUCAUCGACCGCCUGAACAAGGACUUUGACGGAGACAUGGAUAAGACGAAGUUUGAAGACACGGUCGACUUCGUGCAGAGCCCUGCUGAAGGAGACACGCCGAGCUAUAUCCGAAAAUACCUGAAAAGUUCCGAAUCGCAACGCGUGCACCUGGGAAAGCUCGGCCUCACUGUUGGCUUCCCGGCCGGCGAGAAGCUUUACCUGUCUGAAGGUCCUAACUACAGCUGCAAAUUCAGCCAGCAUCAGGUGCGCCGUCUGGCGGAGAAGAGCGGCUUUGCAGUGAAAGGCCUCUGGGCUAACGAAGAGGCAAAAUUCUGCUUGGUGUGCCUAGCCCCAAAUGAAGACAUAGCUGCAUGAACAUUAUGGAACAAUUGGAUAAAGUCUCUAACUCCGUCUAGUGCUUAUCACUGACAGCUAGAUUUUAUUAAUGACUGGAACAAAUACUAUUAGGAGAGAAAAAUUAAAUUUCACUUACUGUAACCUUGUACCAAA